Chlorocebus sabaeus (green monkey) is the source of this 5595-nucleotide messenger RNA. RefSeq names its product desmoglein 3 (gene DSG3). NCBI's taxonomy places the organism in Eukaryota, Metazoa, Chordata, Mammalia, Primates, Cercopithecidae. The record is from RefSeq and is a predicted model, not a curated record. Gene Ontology annotation, biological process: homophilic cell-cell adhesion. Gene Ontology annotation, cellular component: plasma membrane; desmosome. Gene Ontology annotation, molecular function: calcium ion binding.
UGGGGGAUUUUGUAUGUUUUGCUUUGCUUUUCGGUUUUCGUUGUAACCAUAGUCAACCAGAUUCAGCCAUAAGACAUCAACACUGACAAAGUGUAGUCCGGACUAGCUUUUGCACUUCCACAUCAUGAUUAAUUUACUAUUCAUCUGGUACCUUCCUAUUAAACUUUGUCUUUAGCCUGUGAACUUUUCUUUCAGCUUCCAACAAAGGAUUUCAUUGCUUUAGGAAUUGAGGUGUGGCUAAGUUUUUACCUGGGAGCAAAGGUGAUGCAAGCGUUUCUGGUGAGACCUACCCUUGGUUUAGGGUGGGGAGGGACCGCAUAACAGACCAUCUGUAGACUCCUUCGGAAGGCAGCAGAGACGAGACGCCACUGACGGCUUUUCUUAGCCAUCAUCUGCAGACGGCUGGCAGGAUAGAAGCAGCGGCUCACUUGGACUUGUUCACCAGGAAAAUCAGAGACAAUGAUGGGGCUCUUGCCCAGAACCCCAGGGGCUCUGGCCAUCUUCAUGGUGGUCAUAUUGGUUCAUGGAGAAUUGCGAAUAGAGACGAAAGGUCAAUAUGACGAAGAAGAGAUGACUGUGCAACAAGCUAAAAGAAGGCAAAAACGUGAAUGGGUGAAAUUUGCCAAACCCUGCAGAGAAGGAGAAGAUAACUCAAAAAGAAACCCAAUUGCCAAGAUUACUUCAGAUUACCAAGCAACCCAGAAAAUUACCUACCGAAUCUCUGGAGUGGGAAUUGAUCAGCCGCCUUUUGGAAUCUUUGUUGUUGACAAAAACACUGGCGAUAUUAACAUAACAGCUAUAGUUGACCGAGAGGAAACUCCAAGCUUCCUGAUCACAUGUCGGGCUCUAAACGCUCAAGGACUAGAUGUAGAGAAGCCACUUAUACUAACGGUUAAAAUUUUGGAUAUUAAUGAUAAUCCUCCAGUAUUUUCACAACAAAUUUUCAUGGGUGAAAUUGAAGAAAAUAGUGCCUCAAACUCACUGGUGAUGAUACUAAAUGCCACAGAUGCAGAUGAACCAAACCACUUGAAUUCUAAAAUUGCCUUCAAAAUUGUCUCUCAGGAACCAGCAGGCACACCCAUGUUCCUUCUAAGCAGAAACACUGGGGAAGUCCGUACUUUGACCAAUUCUCUUGACCGAGAGCAAGCUAGCAGCUAUCGUCUGGUUGUGAGUGGUGCAGACAAAGAUGGAGAAGGACUAUCAACUCAAUGUGAAUGUAGUAUUAAAGUGAAAGAUGUCAACGAUAACUUCCCAAUGUUUAGAGACUCUCAGUAUUCAGCACGUAUUGAAGAAAAUACCUUAAGUUCUGAAUUAAUUCGAUUUCAAGUAACAGAUUUGGAUGAAGAGUACACAGAUAAUUGGCUUGCAGUAUAUUUCUUUACCUCUGGGAAUGAAGGAAAUUGGUUUGAAAUACAAACUGAUCCCAGAACUAAUGAAGGCAUCCUGAAAGUGGUGAAGGCUCUAGAUUAUGAACAACUACAAAGUGUGAAACUUAGUAUUGCUGUCAAAAACAAAGCUGAAUUUCACCAAUCAGUAAUCUCCCGAUACCGAGUUCAGUCAACCCCAGUCACAAUUCAGGUAAUAAAUGUAAGAGAAGGAAUAGCAUUCCGUCCUGCUUCCAAGACAUUUACUGUGCAAAAAGGCAUAAGUAGCAAAAAAUUGGUGGAUUAUAUCCUGGGAACAUAUCAAGCCACCGAUGAGGACACUAACAAAGCUGCCUCAAAUGUCAGGUAUGUCAUGGGACGUAACAAUGGUGGUUACCUAAUGAUUGAUUCAAAAACUGCUGAAAUCAAAUUUGUCAAAAAUGUGGACCGAGAUUCCACUUUCAUAGUUAACCAAACAAUCACAGCUGAGGUUCUGGCCAUAGACGAAUACACAGGUAGAACUUCUACAGGCACGGUAUAUGUUAGAGUACCCGGUUUCAGUGACAAUUGUCCAACAGCUGUCCUCGAUAAAGAUGCGAUUUGCAGUUCUUCUCCUUCCGUGGUUGUCUCCGCUAGAACACUGAAUAAUAGAUACACUGGCCCCUAUACAUUUGCACUGGAAGAUCAACCUGUGAAGCUGCCUGCCAUAUGGAGUAUCACAACCCUCAAUGCUACCUCGGCCCUCCUCAGAGCCCAGGAACAGAUAGCUCCUGGAGUAUACCACAUCUCCCUGGUACUUACAGACGGUCAGAACAAUCGGUGUGAGAUGCCAGGCAGCUUGACACUGGAAGUCUGUCAGUGUGACAACAGGGGUGUCUGUGGAACUUCUUACCCAACCACAUGGCCUGACACCAGAUAUGGCAGGCCGCCCUCAGGGAGGCUGGGGCCUGCUGCCAUCGGCCUGCUACUCCUUGGUCUCCUGCUGCUGCUGUUGGCCCCCCUUCUGCUGUUGACCUGUGACUGUGGGGCAGGUUCUACUGGGGGAGUGACAGGUGGUUUUAUCCCAGUUCCUGAUGGCUCAGAAGGAACAAUUCAUCAGUGGGGAAUUGAAGGAGCCCAUCCUGAAGACAAGGAAAUCACAAAUAUUUGUGUGCCUCCUAUAACAGCCAAUGGAGCCGAUUUCAUGGAAAGUUCUGAAGUUUGUACAAGUACGUAUGCCAGAGGGACAGCGGUGGAAGGCACUUCGGGAAUGGAAAUGACCACUAAGCUUGGGGCAGCUACUGAAUCCGGAGGUGCUGCAGGCUUUGCAACAGGGACAGUGUCAGCGGCUGCUUCAGGAUUCGGAGCAGUCACUGGAGUUGGCAUCUGUUCUUCAGGGCCGUCUGGAACCAUAAGAACAAGGCAUUCCACUGGAGGAACCAAUAAGGACUAUGCUGAAGGGGCAAUAAGCAUGAAUUUUCUGGACUCCUACUUUUCUCAGAAAGCAUUUGCCUGUGCGGAGGAAAACGAUGGCCAGGAAGCAAAUGACUGCUUGUUGAUCUAUGAUAAUGAAGGCGCAGAUGUUACUGAUUCUCCUGUGGGCUCCGUGGGUUGUUGCAGUUUUAUUGCUGAUGACCUGGAUGACAGCUUCUUGGACUCACUUGGCCCGAAAUUUAAAAAACUUGCAGAGAUAAGCCUCGGUGUUGAUGGUGAAGGCAAACAAGUUCAGCCACCCUCUAAAGACAGUGGUUAUGGGAUUGAGUCCUGUGGCCGUUCCACAGAAGUCCAGCAGUCGGGAUUUAUUAAGUGCCAGACUUUGUCAGGAGGUCAAGGAGCUUCUGCUUUGUCCGCCUCUGGGUCUGUCCAGCCAGCUGUUUCCAUCCCUGACCCUUUGCAGCAUGGUAACUAUUUGGUAACGGAGACUUACUCAGCUUCUGGUUCCCUCGUGCAACCUUCCACUGCAGGCUUUGAUCCACUUCUCACACAAAAUGUGAUAGUGACAGAAAGGGUGAUCUGUCCCAUUUCCAGUGUUCCUGGAAACCUAGCUGGCCCAACGCAGCUACGAGAGUCACACACUAUGCUCUGUUCAGAGGAUCCUUGCUCCCGUCUAAUAUGACUAGAAUGAGCUGGAAUAGCACACUAACCAAAUCUGGAUCUUUGGACUAAAUUAUUCAAAAUAGCAUAGCAAAGCUCACUGUAUUGGGCUAAUAAUUUGGCACUUACUAGCUUCUCUCAUAAACUGAUCAUGAUUAUAAAUUAAAUGUUUGGGUUCAUACCCCAAAAGCAAUAUGUUGUCACUCCUAAUUCUCAAGUACUAUUCAAAUUGUAGUAAAUCUUAAAGUUUUUCAAAACCCUUAAGAUCAUAUUCGCCAGGAAAUUUUCCUAAACAUUCUUAAGCUUCUAUUUUUCCACUGCCAAAGGAAGGUGUUUAUCAUUUUAAAAUGCAAUGUGGUUUAGUGGAUUAAGCAAGAGUGCUGGCUAUCUCCGUUGCCUUUUCUUAUAUCAUUGAUAAUGAUGUAAGAAUCACAAGGUAUUUGCUAAAGCAUUUUGAGCUGCUUGGAGAAAGGGAAAUAGUUGCAAUAGAGUUUCUUCCAUCUUUUUGGUGCUGGGAGGCCAUACAUGGGUCUUUUCCUCAAGCUAAGGGGUAUAAGCUUAUGCAUUAAAUGUGCUACAUCUAUAUUUCACAUAUUCUCGCAAUAAGAGAAUUUUGAAAUAGAAAUAUCAUAGAACAUUUAAGAAAGUUUAGUAUAAAUAAUAUUUUGCGUGUUUUAAUCACUUUGAAAGGAUCUAUGCAAAGAAAAUAUUUUACAUUGAGCUCCUUCCUACACACAUCUCAGUAACAGAUCCUGUGUUAGUCUUUGAAAAUAGCUCCUUAUUUUUUAAAUGUCAGUGAAUAGAUGUAGCAUACAUAUGAUGUAUAAUGACGUGUAUUAUGUUAACAAUGUCUGCAGAUUUUGUAGGAAUACAAAACAUGGCCUUUUUUUAUAAGAAAAAAGGGCCAAUGACUAGAAUAACACAUGGGGCAAUCUGUGAAUAUGCAUUAUAAGCAGCAUUUCAGAAAAGUAGUUGGUGAAAUAAUUUUCAAGUCAAAAAGGGAUAUGGAAAGGCACUUAUGAGUAACCUCUAUUUUUUUAAGCCUUGCUUUUAAAUUAAACAGCUACAGCCAUUUAAGGCUUGAGGGUAAUAAAGCUUGAGAGUAAUAAUGUUAGCUUAGCAAAGGUUUAGAUGUAUUACUUCAUGCAUGCUACCAUGAUAGUAAUGCAGCUCUUCGAGCCACUUCUGGUCAUUCAAGAUAUUCGCCCUUUUGCCCAUAGAAAGCACCCUACCUCACGUGCUUACUGACAUUGUCUUAGCUGAUCACAAGAUCAUUAUCAACUUCCAUUAUUCCUUAUUGUAUAUAAAAUACAGAGUUUUAUAUUUUCCUCUCCUUUUUUUUUUUUUUUUGCCAUAUUCAAAACCUAAAUUUGUUUUUGCAAAUAGAAUGCAAAGUAAUCAAGUGUUUGUGCUUUCACCUAGAAGGGUGUGGUCCUGAAAGAAAGAGGUCCCCUAAAUAUCCCCCACCCUGGUGCUCCUCCCUCUCCCUGGUACCCUGACUACCAGGAAGGCAGGUGCUAGAGCAGCUGGAGAAGUGAGGCAGCCUGUGCUUCCACAGACGGCGGUGCUGCUGCAACGAGGCUUUCAAUGCGCCCGUCUUACGGGAGAGAAGCUAGAUCCUGUGCAGCAGCCCGGUAAGUCCUGAGGAGGUUUCAUUGCUCUUCCUGCUGCUGCUCUUUGCUUCUCAACGGUGGCUCGCUCUGGGGUCUAGAGCACAUGCAGCUAACUUGUGCCUCUGCUUAUGCAUGAGGGUUAAAUUAACAACCAUAACCCCUAUUUGAAGUUCAAAGGUGUAUUCAGGAUCCUCCAAGCAUUUUAACCUUGCCUCUUAAAACCCAAUUUACCAUGAAAUGGGAAUUUUGCUGCAUUGUUAAACUGCAGAGGAAAUCAUGCUAUAGUAAUAAAGCUUAUAUAAGAGAGAAAUUGAAAUUAAAUGUGUUUUUAAAUUUCAAAAAAAAUCAUAGGAUGACUUAAAAAUUGAUUUGCCAUGUAAAAUGUAUCUGUAUUUUUUUUACACAAAACUUGUUUUAAGCAGAAAAUUUUAAAACUUUACUACUUGAUGUAUUAUACAUUUUGAACCCUAUGUAUUAAACCAUAAACAGUGUAAUGUUGUUAUAAUAAAACCAGCAAUAAAUUUAUAAGUAAAAAACGAACUACU